Molecule: messenger RNA, 1411 nt
Organism: Boeremia exigua
Lineage: Eukaryota; Fungi; Ascomycota; Dothideomycetes; Pleosporales; Didymellaceae
Product: glutathione S-transferase
Exons: 2
Coding region: 410-1099 (229 amino acids)
Source: RefSeq, a predicted model, not a curated record
AAGCUUCGCAGCGUUGCUCGCUGUAUGGUGGACAGCAUGAAUUCCGAUCUCGCUGCUCUGCAGAAGUGAGUAUUUGGUGAGUAUGUGUGUAAUAGGGCUGUCAGUAACACGCAUGUGAACGCACGAGGCGAUUAUAAGACACAGCACCCUGCCUCGCAUGCGGAGACACACGUUUCAGUGGGCAAUUGUGUCCAAUGUAUUGCUAAUGUGUGUAUGAGACCGCUUCGAUCGCCGGUGGGGAAGGACACCGAAUACGUCAUUGGUCCCCUACUUAUUAGUAACCCCCAAUGACGACUGAACACUUAUAAACACUCAAGAGCUGAGAGUUGCUCAAGCUUUUCAAACUUCAGACCCAGUCCCGAAAAGCUAAUAGUCGAACAUACCGAGCCACAAUCACACACACAUCACCAUGUCCAGCAUCAAGCCCCUCAUCCUCCACGCACACGCCUCGGGGCCGAACCCAAUCAAGCUAGCAAUCGCCCUUGAGCUCCUCUCUCUGCAGUAUGAGGUCAAGAUGUGGGACUUCGGUGAAGACCCCAACAAAGGCGUAAAAGGCGCCGCGUUCCUGAAGAUCAACGAGAAUGGCCGCGUCCCCGCACUCGACGACCCCAACACAGGCGUCGUCAGCUGGGAGAGCGGAGCAUGCAUGAACUACCUGCGGAGGCAGUACGAUGCAGACGGCAAGAAACUGGGUCCGCGUGCAAAGGACGGAGGGGCGCCGGGAUUGCAGGACGUGGUCGACUUUGAGAAGUGGGAGUACUUCUUGCUGACCACGCUGGGACCGAUGACGGGGCAGACGAACUGGUACCGUCACUACAACUCCACUCGCAACGAGGAUGCGCUGGAUCGCUACGUCGAGCAAACUGAUCGGUGCUACUCUGUCCUGGACGGCCAGCUGAAGAAGACGAACGGCGAGAGUGUCUUGCCCGGCGGCUUGACGGCUGUCGACGCGCACUACGAGCCGUGGGUGAGGCAGCAUGCGUUCGCGCAGGUGUCAAUCGAGAAGUAUUCGCAUGUGAAGAAGUGGCUGGAGAAGAUGAAGGGGCUGGAUGAGGUGAAGAAGGCGUAUGCGAAGAUCGAGCAGGCACCGAAGCCAUGAAAGUCGUGAAGGUGCUGUAGUGUGCACAGGAUCUAGCUACCUGACAAAAAAGUCACAUUGUUUACAGCAAAGACGGUUCCUUCCUUCUCUGCAGUGUGCGGACUGAUUAGACUUCCUGAGCCAAGGCAAGCGGGGGCAGUUACCCGUACCUUAGCAUUCUUGUCCACACAAGGCAACGCUUCCGUCAAAUCAAAACGGACUCCGCAUUGAGCUCGGUGAAGCUCCGAUGUUUGCGGGGCCCCGGAGUUAUGUGAAUAUACGCACUAGCUGCUUUGAGCAGGUACUUGUUGAUCCUUCUAUAUUGUCGCAUCA